AUGCCUUUGUAUAGGAAUGCUAAUAUGAGGUGGUUGGAUAUGUCUGGAAAUGGAAUGAUAGGUACUAUUCCCGAUGAUUUACCAAAGUUCUUUCCCAACAUAAAGUAUUUGAAUUUGUCCAUGAAUAGUUUAAGUGGUGUUAUCCCUUCCUCUGUUGGUGAAUUGAGUGAAUUAUGGAUAUUGGGUCUAUCUGAUAAUGAGUUAUCUGGAGAAGUACCAAAGGGGUUGUUUACAAACAUAUCUGGGUUGUUUUUCUUAAAACUGUCAAAGAACAAGUUGCACGGCCAGGUACUCUCAGGAAACUUAACCUGGGGCAGCCUCUAUUUGGUUUACUUAGAUAGCAACCAUUUCACAGGGGAAAUUGGAAUUAAGAGCAGCAAGGAAAAGCACAACUCUCUGAUUACUCUGGAUAUUAGCAAUAACUUGUUUACAGGCAUCAUCCCUGAUUGGAUAGGCAACAUGAGUAGCUUGUCUGAAUUUGUGGUGAGAAAUAAUAGUUUUGAAGGCAGGUUUCCUUGUGGAGCAUCUCCAUUUUCAUUUCUUGAUAUUUCACAAAAUUCUUUCUCCGGACCCAUCCCGUCCUGUUUGAAUUUGCAAAAUAUGAAGCAUCUUCUUUUGGGUUCCAACAAAUUCAUUGGAUCAAUACCCAAAUCCUUUCGUAAUUUGACUCAGGUUUUGACUUUGGACAUUGGCAACAACUACUUGUCAGGCAGGAUUCCGGAAUUUCUUGGUGAAUUAUCCAAUUUAAGGAUUCUUCUUUUAAGAAAAAAUAACUUGAGUGGUUCCAUUCCAAUGCAGUUGUGUCAAUUAAGUAAUGUUAGUUUGAUAGACUUAUCCGGUAACUCACUUUCUGGUUCAGUACCUAGCUGCCUUCAAAAUAUUACCGGCCCAACUCACCUUGCUUUCCUAAAAGGUAUCCUAAUGACGUAUUUACUUGGUUCCUCUUACAGCUAUGGGGGUAAUUGUUAG
Molecule: messenger RNA, 969 nt
Organism: Lactuca virosa
Lineage: Eukaryota; Viridiplantae; Streptophyta; Magnoliopsida; Asterales; Asteraceae
Source: the annotation of a GenBank genome assembly